This is a messenger RNA of Trypanosoma conorhini, 1797 nucleotides long. RefSeq names its product transferase. Lineage: Eukaryota; Euglenozoa; Kinetoplastea; Trypanosomatida; Trypanosomatidae. The transcript has a single exon. The coding region runs from base 1 to 1797 and encodes 598 amino acids. The record is from RefSeq and is a predicted model, not a curated record.
AUGAUAACCGAUGGCGGGACUGGGAGUGUGACGGCGGCGAAUGCGAUGAGCUACGCGGCCACCGGCCCGGCUCGUACAAAGGCACUUGAGAGGCACAUGCGCCAGAUCCAGCAGGGCGCGCCGGCGGCAUGCAUCAAUCGAGCGCAGUGUGCGCUGGUCGCCCUUCGCCUGCAACACAUCUUUCACACCCUGUCGCGCCUUGCCGACGCGUCGCCGUCGCUGCAGCUGCUAACAGUCUUUGCCGCGGCCGACCUGCUGGUGCGGCGGAUGUGGACUGAGGGGUGGAAGACGCUACUGCUGAGCCACUUUACCUGCGUCGCCGUCUUCACCGGGCUCUUUGAGCGCAUCAAGAGGGUCUGGCGGCUGCACUCCACGGCCUCGUGGACGGCGGAGCACAAGGCCGCCAUCGGCGAGGAUGAGGUGGAAAACGCCGCCAUCUACGUGGGGCUCGUGCAGGGCGGCGCGUGCCUCCCGACGCCCUGCGUCACGAACGCUCGUGAAGGGUCCUCGCUGCAGGCGUCUGGGCUGACGGUGGAGCAGGUGAUUCACGUCUUCCGUCGGCACCAGUUGGGUGGCUGGAAAGUGCCAUUCGAGGAGCUCACGCCGCCCAACGGUGCCACAUGCAGGGAGGCGGCACCGUCGAGGAAUGCGCAUCUGGUGUUUGAUGUGCACAGCGGGUACCGCUACAGGGGCAAGGCGGUGGUGCUGCAUGAACUUGAGGAGGUGGGUGGGCAGCGCAUCUCCCCCGAAAACGUCAUGAUCUUUGUGCAGGAUAUGGCUACCCGCGUCACUUGGUCGCACCCAAAUCUCGUUCCCUUUAUUGGAGCCUUCACGGAGAAAAUGUCGCCACACGACGGGGACGUCUCUUCGGCCUCUGCGACACCCACGCCGGCACUCGGAAUCAUCAUGGAGGAUGUCACCGCGCCCACGGCGCAGGCUGCCGUGGACGGCAACCCCCACGGCACGGGUGCGGUGGUCUACCGCUCCCUGCACGAAAUUCUGUUCGUGCAGCGUCGACGCUUUACGAUUCGCGAGGCCGUCGGUGUCACCCUUCAGGUGGCGGACGCGCUGCAUUAUAUUCUGAUGGAUGAGAUGCAGGUGCCGUUUGAGCUGGCCGCGGCCUGGCUUGCGGUGUCGCCGUCGAACACUUUUUUCCGUCCCAUUUCCCGCGCGGGGGAGGCGCGGGAAGUGCAGCUGCCGGACUUCGGGGACUUCGCCGUCAUGUACGCCCCGCCGGUGUACGUUGAGGGCGGCCCGUUCAGCCGCUGGCUGCCGCACCCGCACGCCGCCAGCCCGGUCAGCUACGUCCUCACGCAGCUCUUCCUUGCGCUCGUCCGCAACGAGCCCCCGUACCGCCUCCUGGAGCGGCAGGCGGACCUCGCCGCGUGCGUCUUCAACGCGGCGGAGGACGCCCGCGACAAUACCGCUGCCGCGGCUGACGACGCGGCCGACGGCCUGCCGUUUGUGAAGGUGAGUGUCCCCGUGGGCAGCGUGAUUCCAGCGGGCCUCCCGGCGGAGAUGCGGGGCCUCUGCCAGCGCGGCUUGCUGCUGCGUCACCCGUGCGAGAGUAGCAAGGCUAACGCGCUCUCGCUCGUGGAAUUCCGUAGCAGCAUGUACGCCCUGUACGAGGGCGCACCCGAUACCCCAUGCGAGCUCGCCGCGGCGUUGCCGGAGCAGCAGACUGGCGGGGGCACAGUCCACGAGCCCGCUUCGCCGCAGGGCGCUGAGUCCUGUUGUUCGGUCGAAAUGACGUCCGUAAGGCCGGCGCUAGAUGACUACGGCGAGCUUUGCCCAUGA